AUGCAGAAUUCAAAACAAUUGAAUAAUAAUAAUUUAAAUGUUGGUGAUAUAUCAGCACUUGAAUGGAUUGAUAGUAGCAGUACCGAUGAAGAUGAAUUACAUAAUAUAAGUUAUGGUAAUAAUGUCUAUCGAAGUAUGGAUACUUGGACACGAGAAAGCGGUGAUGGUGAUUCUGGUGAAGAGAUUUACUGUCAUAAUUUAGAUCGUAUUGACGAAGAAGAUGAUUUUGAAAUCUCAGAAAAGAGUAAUUUAAAAACAAUUAUACAUAAUUCGACGUAUUCGAUUAAAGAUGACGAUAACUUAGAUGAUGAAACUAAAACUAUCGUAAGCGAUGAAAUAUCAUCCCUUGAAAAUGAUGAAGAGAACUUAUUCAUUAAUCGAAUUGACGUUUUAAAGCAAUCCUUGUCGAAGCUGUUAGAUAAAAUUAGCUUAAUUAAUCAAUGCGAGUGUAAUAUCCAACAAAAAACUGAAUAUGAAGAAUUAAUUAAGAAUAUUGUUCCAAAUAUUUUGACAUAUUUAAAUGAGAAUCGAAUUGAGGACCUAGAAUUAACAAUAAAGAAUUUAUCAACAACUUCAGAUCACUCGUUAAGUCCACCUGAAGAAAUUGCACCAAUUGCAGUUAGUGAGUUCGAUGGCCUGGAUGAUGAUGAAGAACCUAUCAUAUUAGAAGCACCUAGUGAAUUUAACGAUAAAAAAGAGAAUACCGACAUUGACGUGGUUGAUAGUAGUUGUUGUAAAGCCGCACCUAAGGAUAAUCAAAUACAAUCAGAAAAUAAUUUCAUGAAGCAUGAAAUGAACAAUACUUGUUGUUUACAACAGGAAAUAGGGUCUGUUGACAAGAAGAACGAUAGUGGGUGUAAUACAAGCCAACUUGAUGGAGAAGUGGACAAUGCAACUGAAAAAAAUUAUAUUCAAAACACGUGUGGUGAAGUUCUACUGGACAAUAAACAACAACAACAUAAACAAAGUGGGGAUUUGAAUAAAAUAGUUGAUGUAGUACACAGCAGUACACAGCAAAACGUUACGAAUAAUAAUAAUCAUUGCUUUGAAGAUGACGUGAUGUAUGCAUGUGAUAAAUGCGGCUAUCAACAUAAACAAUAUCAAAUGCAUGCGUUAGAAUUGUUAAUUGGUAUAACAAAGCAACCAAGUAUGUGUUCGUUAACUGUGGAAGAAAAACUUGUUCAACCGCAAUUUGAUACCACCAUCACAAGUGACACACUACUACAGUCAGCAGAUGAUAAAGAAAAUAUUACAACAUUAAAUAAGUGCGAAGAAUUAAUAUCAUCUUCAGAAAGACCUGGUGAAUCAAUAUUGAGCGACGACACUAGUGUCUGGAUGAAGAAUGAAAAUGAAAGAAUACCAGUAGAAAAACAAAAACAAAUUUUACCACCGUCGUCCACGGUCUGUUCGUCUUCGUCAAUUGUGGUGAAUAAUAAUUCAACUACUACAACAUCAGUGACGGUAGGCUCAACAACAGCGGUGGCGUCGACGCCGAAUACAGACGAUGUACAUAACGAGGUGAUGCAAACAACAUCGAUCGGGAAUAAUAAUACCAGCCCACUAGUAAAUACAGCACCAUCAGCACAGGCGCUUGAUGCGUCGUCUCAACAACAUACACAACGACGACCAACAACGAAGACGAUAGCGACGGACGUGAAGGCGCCGCAAACGAUAGACAACAACGACGUCGACAAGAACAACCAUACAAUCAUCCACCAUACAACAACAAUUACUGGAAACGGUAGUGGUGGAAACAGUUCUACUGCUGAUGUUCAAUUACUUAGUGAUAAAUUCAAUUUGCUAAGUGAAAAAUUUAAUGAUCAAGUUUUUUGUAAUAAAAUUCAUAGUGAUCAACAAUUAUGUGAUAAUGUAAAUAGUAAUGAUUUAUCAUCAUCAUCAUCAAUACAAAAAAGUGAUAAUGAUAAUGAGAAAUAUGUAUGGAAUUUUGUGAAUGGUCGUUUAAUAUUUGAAAAAUUAAAUAAAAAUAUUGUGAACGAAAAGAAAAGUGAUGAUAAUGCUGAAGGCCAUAAUAAUAAUAGUUCAAGGCUGAUAAACAGCCACAGUAUCAUCACAACAACAUCAAGUGAAAGUGAUCUUUGUCGUACAUCUACAACAACUGAUGCACAAGUAAAACAUAAUGAUAAUACUGAUAAUGUUACUGAUAAUACAUUAAGUUUAUUUGAUGCAAUUGAAAAAUAUGCUGAUCAUAUUGAGAAUGAAAUUGUUAAAUAUAAUACUGAUAAUGAUAAUGCUGAUAAUUUAUUAUUGAAUAGUCGUAAUUUAAAUAAAGGAAUAUUUGAUGGGCAUGCACGUUUAAAACGUUUAGAACAAAAGUUACUUCAAUCAUCAACAACAACGAAUUAUCAUACUGAUAAUGAUAAUGAUCAUUCUACAUUAUCAGCAUUGAUAAAACAGCAAAAUGAUAAUGAUAUUGUAUGUGAAUUUGAUGUUAAUGAGAUAGCUAAGUUUACUGAUAAUUUUAAUGAAUUUUAUGUAGUCUAUGAUGAAUUUAAUGAUAAUGAGGAUCAUGAUGAUAAUCAUACUGAAGGUAUAAUUGAAGAAGACGACGAAGAGAAUAUAGUUGAAGAACAAGAAGAAGAAGAAGAAGUUGAAGUAGUAGUGGAUACAAGAACGGUAUCAACGAUGCGUGGCGACGCAACCAUGGGUAACAAUGGUGAUGUAAUCGGUGGGGAUCAACAACGGAAUACAAAUAAUUCAACAGUGUCAGUUGUAAAACGACAUAAUCCUGAUCAUGACAAUUUAAAAUCAUUGUUAAAGAAACCAAAAAGUAAGACAUCUUCAACGAACAGUAGUGGUAAUCAUUGUGAUAAUAAAAAGAGUAAUCGUGUUGUGUUUAACGAGAAACGUAAUGAAUUCUUUGAAGCCGAUUAUAUUAUUUUAAUUCGCGAAGAAUGUGAUUACGAUGAAGACGAUGACGAUGGUAUCUGUACAUGUAAUCAACAUGAAAUGGUGCGUUUAACAUGUUGUGAACCGAAUUGUAAUUGUAAUUAUGAGACUAGUAGUAGUGAUUAUUCAUCACAAGGUAGUGCUGGUCACGGGGAUGGUGGUUGUGUUAUUACAUCGGAACAAACACCACCAAGUCCGAAAUAUGCACCUCCGUUGGAGUUUGUUGAUGCGGUAACACUAAGUCCACCGGAGGGCUAUAAAGAUAUGGAUUUAGGUGAACAACAAUUGAUUGCUUUGCAACAAUUAGCUGCUCGUCAACGUGCCGUUGCAGCAGCUGCCCAAAUUUCACAAGGUGGCGCCGUUUGUAGAGAUUGUAGCUCGGCAGCUGUUAUGGCAGCGGCUGCUGCGGCUGCCGCUCAACAACAACAAUUUAGGCAACAACAGCAAAAGAAUUUAAUGCAACAGCAACAACAGCAACAAAUGUCUGAUGAUUCUGAUGGUGGUGCACAUUCAGAGGAUGAGACAAUGCAAUGUAUUUCAUCAACAAAUAAUGUUAACUUCGAUCAAUCAGAUAUGACAAGAGAGAUUUCAAAGACUGAUCAAAGCCAACAAACAACUCCUACAACGCCUACGUCUACAUCACCACUUACCGAAGAUAUUAUUUCACAAGGAGCACCUCAACGAUAUAUUCUGGAAACAAUUACCAUGACAACAGUAACAGAGCAAAGAAUCAUGCGCGAAGCAGCUGAUGGUGCUGGCAGUGGGAGUCAGAGUAGCGGUAGUGGUGAUGAUGCUAAUACAAAGAGUGAUGGUGACAAUAAUGAAAAUGACCAUAAACUUACAACUACAAAUACCAUAGACAAUGAUCAUCAACAUCGUCAGCAGCAUCAUGAAGCUAGUAGUAAUACAACUAGUAUCGUUGCUGAUCAUCAUCAACUAUCAUCAGCAUCAUCCACCAACACCACAACAACACAAGUACGUAGUACACCAGCGAAUGUACCACCAUCUGGUGGUGGUGGUGGUGGUGGUAGUGGCUCACCUAUCAGUGGUAUAUUAAAAGGUGGACGUCUUUGGAAUAAACAACAGCAACAGCAGCAGGCUACUCAACAGCAAACAUCGGCGACAGAAAAUGUGAAAACAUCAUCAUCAAUUGAAAAUAGAGAAAGACCACAGGUGACUGUGAUUGAAACUACAUUCAGUGCAGACAGUGACGAAGUCACAAACAAGCGAUCAGUACGAUUUUGUGACUCCGAUGAUGAGAAACGAAAUAGUGAUGAAGAUGAUGAUGAUGACUAUCAUGAACGGGAAGAGCAUAUGCAUCUAGACCCUGGUGGUGAUGAGAAUUUGGAUAAUCAAAAAACUAACGAGACUGAUAAUUGCAAUAAUUCAAUAUCACCAGAUGGCACCGAAAUGAUGUUAACAUUUAAAUUAGGAAACCAUUUAUUUAUAUCCAAUAAUAGUCUACGGCCAAAUUCGGCUGUUCGACAACUCUUUCCCUGUGCAAAUCCAUUAACACCGAACGAUAAAAUUGAUUCGGAAUCUGGUCAACAAUAUUUAAUAACAUCUGAAUCAUUACGAGCAUUCGAAGAAACAAAACGUACAAAACUACCCCAAUUAUUAACGAGCUGUGAAACAAACGAUGAUUCUACAAUACGAAAAACAAUUGAACGAAACACUUUACGACGAUCGUUAAUACGUUAUGAACCACGCACCAAGAAAACACCAAAAACCGAUAAUUCGCUAGUUGAACGAAUUAAACAAUUAACCUGUGAUGUUGAUGAUAACCCCAUGUUAGAUUCGGAACAACAGCAAAAUAAUGAAGCAGACGAUUCAAUGGCAACUGUGAUACGAACAAGUCCACCUGGUGAGGAGGCAAGAAAAUCACCAGAAAUUAAUACAAUAAAUAAUAAAAAUAAUUUGGAUAAAAAUAGUUUUUCACCGUCUUCAUCAUCGACAACAAGCUCGAACUCAUCGAUGUCUUCCACUUAUAAAAAAAUUACUGAUUUAUUUGCUAAGAAACAUGAGAAAGCAACUCAUGUACAAGCAGAGACUCAAACUCAAUCGUCUGACUUAAAUACGCGGCCAAAUAAUAUGCAUUCAGCAGCUCCUGAUCUUGGUAACGGCAAGAUACCAAACUCAGAUUUUAUUGAAUCACAAUGUGCUGUCUCCAAAUAUAACGUGACACAUGAGGCACGUAAACAAUUUUUAUCAACUUUAGCGCCGUUAGCAGCUUGUGUUGGAGGAGGAACAACUCAUGAAGAAUAUUACUAUCAACUGUCAACACAAGCUGGUGAACGUAUUUCAAUGGCAAGUACUGUUGGAACGGAGUAUAGUUUGGAGGAUAUUGACGCAGUAUUACAAACAGAAAAUAACGAUGAAUUGAAAAGAGUUGCGCCUGAUGUGUUGGUUGGAACUCCAUCUGCAUCUGAAUCUGGUGACGAAUUGGCAAUGUUUGUUCAGCAAGAUGCUAGUCGAAUUGAACGUAUUAAAAAACGAUACCAACCAGAAAAUAAUACAAACGAAGAAGACGAUGAACAAGACGAUUAUGGUUUUAAUCGACGCCCUAGUGUUCGUGGAAUUAAGCCCCGAUUUAGUUCAACAAAUGAAAUACUACAACAAAUUCAAAACCAAUUACAACCUCCUACAUCACAAACACAACAAAUCAAGCCAGAGAUGCAACCUCCUCCACCAAAACUGGUUCCAACACAAAUACGUGCUCCAGGUGCACCAGUAUCUUGGCCUUACUACUCCGAAACAAAUAUAAAUAAUCCUGAUAAUAAAAAUGUGCCACCACAAAUAGCGUCCAAUCGUAAUAUUAAAAAGGAUGAUCCCGAAUAUCAAGCUCAACAAAACAUUCCCUCAGAAACCAAAUAUACUUAUGCUCAAACGUAUCAUUAUAUACAAGAUACGAGAGGAUAUCGUGGACCACUAUUUCGGCCAAAUAGUUUAGUUGAUGAAUCAAUGUAUGAGAAUUGCACAAGUCAACGAUGUAAUCAACAACAUUAUACAAUCGCGCAUCAUCAUACUGCUGCACCGAUAAUGCGAAUCGGUGGAGGAUGUGCUGAAUUAUAUCAAACGUUACCAACUCCUCGUCGUACAACUGGUCGCCCUGAAUCACCGCCGCCAAUGGAAGUCGCACGCAAUUACCAUCAAACAAUGGUAUUAAUACCAUAUAAUCGUAUUGAGGGCUACCAACCUAACAUACUAUCACCAAAUCCACAAUAUGGGACAACAGAUAAUCCAAAUUUUACUCGAACAUUACCCAACAAAAUUAAAUCACCACAACCGCCACAUAUCAUACGACAAUCUCAAGAAUCUCAAAUCAAUUACCAAUGUAACACAAGUACUUUAAUAAAAGGUGGACAAAAACAAAUGAUGCGUAUACCAUAUACGUCGGGACAACCUGUACAAGUUCAUUUAAUGACCGCCCGAAGUGAUAGUCCACAACAGUUCGCAACAGCUCGAUCAACACAAACUUCCGUAGUGCCACCAACAAUAAUACCUGCAGCCACACAAUAUUAUUCAGCACAAAAUCAACAACGUUAUCGACCUGCAAUUGGAACGGUAAACAGUAACAUAUGGGCCAACCAGGAUCAAUAUGUUACAAAACCUCCACGACCAAGUGGUAUAUAUUCAGUACGACCAAUGAGUGAUGGGAUGUUAGAUUCUCAAAUGAAUGGAUAUCGUACAACUGAAAGUUUAUACUCGUUACCAAGAGAUUCAGCACCUACAUCACCUACGAAAAGUAAGCUCGCAUCUGAGCGAGGUGUACCCGAAGGUGCAGCAAGUAUAUCACCGCAAGAUUCAUUUCAAUCAAACAGUAGUACAGGAAAUGUUAUAUCGCCUACCGGAAAUCAACAACAACAGCAAUCCAAUGUAAAGCCAAUGUAUUACGCGAUGAACGUUUGACAAGGGGAAUAGGUACACAUUAAGGUUACAGUUUGUUUAAAUGAACAUGACGAGAAGUAAAAAAAAUCAUGUUUUAACUCAUAUUUCAAAACAGCAGCUCAGUUGCUCAGUCAAGAUACAUGAAGUAUCAACUGAACACAAGAAUAAAAUUUGCAAUUCAAGCAAAAAUUUUCAUAUACAUCAUCCAAC
Molecule: messenger RNA, 7005 nt
Organism: Chrysoperla carnea
Lineage: Eukaryota; Metazoa; Arthropoda; Insecta; Neuroptera; Chrysopidae
Product: probable serine/threonine-protein kinase DDB_G0282963
Exons: 7
Coding region: 1-6816 (2271 amino acids)
Source: RefSeq, a predicted model, not a curated record